This is a messenger RNA of Clunio marinus, 1028 nucleotides long. Lineage: Eukaryota; Metazoa; Arthropoda; Insecta; Diptera; Chironomidae. The record is from the annotation of a GenBank genome assembly.
AUUUGGAGUUAAACCAGUUUAAUUCCAAGAUCAUCAAGUGUGUUUAUUUUGGUUCUUUUUAAAAAAAUUGUGCAAAGUUAUGGAAAAUCCUUUUAAGAAGUAUUUUGGGUCAAAAGAUUCGGAUGAAAAAGAUAAGAAGCGGGAUAAAAGUAGCAAAUUUAAGAAGUUUGAAUACACUGAAGAUGAAGAUGAUUUCUUUGACCUCGAUGAUUUAUUCAGCGAAUUCAAUGGCAAUGCUUUCAACUUUCAUGGCUUUCCACCAAGUAUUUUAAAGCAAUUUCAAGAGAUUGUUGAAGCUAUGCAACAAUUCGAUGAAGAUCCAGAAAAUAAUCAACGUCGUAAAUCAUUUGAAAACAAGUAUAAUGACUUCAGGCAGAAAACCGACAAAGAUUUAGAUGGACAGAUAUAUGCUGAUCAGCUUGAUACAUUGUUAAGACGAAUUUCACCUGAUCACGCACCGAAAGAGUCUUCUUCUUCACAAACGUUGGGGCCACAAAAGAAAAUAAAAUUAACCGAUGAAGAAAAGAUUAUGGACAUCAUUCAUGGAACAUUCAAAGAAGAAGUUGUGCCAGUAAAGCCACGAAAGCGACAAGUUCAAAAGGUUCCACCUUCACCUCAUCAUUUCGGCGGCAUGCCUCCUUUCGGUGACUUUCCACCAACAUCUAGUCGCACUUGGGGACGAACUGUCAUCUCAAUUCGUAAACCAGACGGUUCAUAUGAAACAAGAAAGACAGAACGAGGCGCCGACGGACAAACAACAACAACAAUUACUCGAACUGAACCUGAUGGAACGUCACUUACUCAAUCUUUUAUUGGCGAUGGUAAAAAAGCUUCCACAAAACCGCCACCACCAGCAGGGGGAAGUCACGAAGAAAGAAACUUAGUGAUGUUCGAUGGUUACAAGAUUCCUUGCUUGUGGUAAAUCAACAGAUUGAAACUUCCCACUGUUUUGUGAUAAGAAAAGUUCUAAAUAGGAAAAAUAAUUAAAAUGCUUGUUAAAACAAAUAAAACUGACAAUUCAAGACGAA